UUCUGCAUAAGCGGGUACCCUUAGCAACCAUGCCGGCCGCUGUCAGCAAGGAGAGCAAGCCCAUCAUCCCUGAGUCGGUGCUCAAGAAGCGCCGCACGAAGGAGGCCAUCGCCGCCAAGCAGGCCGCCAAGCAGGAGGCCGACCAGAAGGCGGCUGCCGCCAAGAAGACCGAGAUCUUCGAGCGUGCCGAGCGCUACGUCAAGGAAUACCGCGCCCAGGAGAACGACUCCAUCCGCUUCCGCCGCGAGGCCAAGGCGGCGGGCAACAUCCACGUCCCGGCUGAGGCCGGUGUGGUGAUCGUCGUCCGCAUCCGCGGUAUCAUCGGCGUGUCCCCCAAGGUGCGCAAGAUCCUGCAGCUCCUCCGCCUGCGCCAGAUCAACAACUCGGUCUUCGUCAAGCUUAACGCCGCGACCGUCAAGAUGCUGCGCCUCGUGGAGCCCUACGUGGCGUACGGGUACCCCAACCUGAAGACGGUCCGCGAGCUUAUCUACAAGCGCGGGUUCGGAAAGGUGAACAAGCAGCGCAUCCCCAUCUCGGACAACUCCGUGAUCGAGGGAACCCUCGGCAAGGCCGGCAUCAUCUGCGUGGAGGACCUGAUCCACGAGAUCUACACCGUGGGCCCCAACUUCAAGGCGGCCAACAACUUCCUGUGGCCCUUCAAGCUCUCCAACCCUAACGGCGGCUUCCGCCAGAAGCUCCUCCACUUCAACGAGGGCGGGGACGCGGGGCAGCGCGGCGCCAAGAUCAACGCCCUCAUCAAGCGCAUGCUCUAAUUUUUUGGAGACGGUUUUGCUGCUGCUGUGGCCGCUACUGUGCUGGUUGUUGACUGCCUUGGACGGAGGGCUGUUGGGGGUCCUGUUGGCGGUUUUUAUUACCCGCCGUAGCUUGGUGUUGCACGAGCUUGUUGAAGAGUGCAGGGAACCGGGGGGAUUCCAAGGGGGCGAUGUUUUCGUCGUUUGACCUUGUUAGGAGCCCCGGCUUUCCUGGUGCUGCUUUUUGUUGGCGCGUUUGCUCUGGCACUUUGGUGCAAACCCUGCACACCGUUUGUGUGACGCAUGAACGAAGAUAAAAGAGAGAUGAAAAUUAA
This is a messenger RNA of Ectocarpus siliculosus, 1087 nucleotides long. The record is from the annotation of a GenBank genome assembly. NCBI's taxonomy places the organism in Eukaryota, Phaeophyceae, Ectocarpales, Ectocarpaceae.